AUGGACACUCUGCGAGACUCUGCAUUUGGAGUCUUCGUUCGUGCAAUCACUCGAAACAAGGUCUUGUUGUACAAGGAAGAGCGAGAAGGGUUCGAAUUACCAGACAAGUACAAGCAGGGUGAAAAGCAACCUCGUGGUGGUAAAGGUCGACGCAUUCGAGGGACCAACGAUGUCCAAUUGGAACGACCGAUCACUCCGCCUGGUACACCUCCACCCAGAGAGAGUGACAGCAGUGAUGACAGUGCGAGAACGGUAGUGGAGGAUGAGGAAAGGGAGCAGAAUCAGGACCAGAACCAGAGCCAGAACGGUGAGGGCGGCGAGAACAACGGAGAGAACAGCGACGAUAUCAUCGUGGAUUGGUACGGCGAUGACGAUCAGGAGAAUCCCCAUAAUUGGUCAAUGUUCAAAAAAUGUUGGCUGACCGGUGCCAUCAUGUUGAUGACUUCCUCCGUUUACAUGGGCUCCUCAAUUUACUCUCCUGCCAUUCAGGAAGCCGCCCAAUACUUUGGUCUGGGUCAGGUGACAGUGACCCUUGGUCUUUCCCUCUUCGUGGUCGGAUACGGUGUCGGUCCAUUGUUCCUUUCUCCCAUCACGGAAAUUCCUCAAAUCGGUCGAACGUCCCCUUACAUCAUCACCCUGGCUCUCUUCACCAUCCUCCAGGUGCCCACAGCAUUGGUAGACAACUUUGCAGGGUUUGCCAUCCUUAGAUUCCUCGCUGGAUUCGUAGGCAGUCCACCACUCGCUACUGGAGGCGCCUCCAUUCAGGAUGUCUUUGCCCCUCACACCAUGCCUUACGCCAUGGGCCUAUACGGUCUCUCAGCAGCGUCUGCACCUGCUCUCGCGCCCAUUGUCUCUUCUUUUGCAGUCCAGGCCAAAGGAUGGCGAUGGGCAUUCUGGAUCAUGCUCUGGUUGAGUGGAUUCUCCUUGGCCGUGCUCUUCUUUUGGCUACCAGAGACCUCAUCCAACACUAUCCUCCUUCGCCGAGCCAAACGGCUCCGUAAACUCACUGGGAACGAUCGAAUUAAGGCUCAAUCAGAGAUCGACUCAGCUCAGAUGACUUUCAAAGAUAUCGCCAUGAUGUCCCUUGUUCGACCUAUCACCAUGACAUUCACGGAACCCAUCGUUCUGGCCUGCGAUCUUUUCAUCGGGCUCAUCUACGCCAUUCUCUAUUCGUACUUUGAAUCGUUCCCUAUCGUCUACAAUGAAGGAUACGGUUGGAGCUUGGGCGUUGGAACCUUGCCUUUCGCCUCUUUGCUAGUCGGAGCUGCCAUCAGUUACGGCAUUUACGCCCUGUGGAACAAAUAUUAUUUCAUCCCCCGGUUUGAAAGACAUGGUGAACAACUCAAACCUGAGGCACGACUCCCGAUGGCGAUGCUCGCUGCAUUUUGUUAUCCCAUCUGCCUUUUCUGGUUCGCUUGGACAGCCAACAGAACCUCUUGGGUCUCUCCAGUCAUCGCAUCCGCAUUCUUUGGUCUCGGCGCCACUUGGUCGUUCAUGCCCAUCUUGACGUACUUGCCUCACACGUACCCACAGUACGCAGCGUCUGUACUGGCAUCAAACGAUUUCUUCAGGUCCAUGCUCGGCGCUGGAAUGCCACUCGCUGCUCACGGUCUCUUUGUCAACCUCGGUAUCGACUGGGGUAACUCCCUCCUUGGAUUCCUUACCGUCUUGUUCAUUCCUAUUCCUUUCGCUCUCUGGAAGUUUGGCCCUUGGCUCCGUGCCAGAUCGCCCAUGGCAUUGCACGACGAUGAUCUCAAAGAGAGAGAUAAAGGACCUCAUGCAGUGCGCGCUCACGAGGUCGAGGAAUCGGCUUAG
Molecule: messenger RNA, 1815 nt
Organism: Kockovaella imperatae
Lineage: Eukaryota; Fungi; Basidiomycota; Tremellomycetes; Tremellales; Cuniculitremaceae
Product: major facilitator superfamily domain-containing protein
Exons: 9
Coding region: 1-1815 (604 amino acids)
Biological process (GO): xenobiotic detoxification by transmembrane export across the plasma membrane
Molecular function (GO): fluconazole transmembrane transporter activity
Source: RefSeq, a predicted model, not a curated record